Molecule: messenger RNA, 1957 nt
Organism: Phodopus roborovskii (desert hamster)
Lineage: Eukaryota; Metazoa; Chordata; Mammalia; Rodentia; Cricetidae
Gene: Znf706
Product: zinc finger protein 706
Exons: 4
Coding region: 209-439 (76 amino acids)
Source: RefSeq, a predicted model, not a curated record
CUCGGGCUCAGGCGCGGCGGGCGCGCGCUGCGGCGGGUGUGCGUGCGAGGCGCGGGCUGUUGUGCUCCCGGCUCUGCUCGGUCCGUCCUCGGCGGGUGGCGGAGGCCCCAAGCGGUGCGGGGCGCGUCCCUUCCUUCCCUGCUCGUCCUGCCCGGCUCCUUCUCGCGCUGCGCGGUCUCUCGGACGCCAGACCGGCUCCGGCCCGGAUAUGGCUCGUGGACAGCAGAAGAUUCAGUCUCAGCAGAAAAAUGCCAAAAAGCAGGCUGGACAAAAGAAGAAACAAGGACACGACCAAAAGGCUGCUGCCAAAGCUGCCUUAAUAUACACCUGCACAGUCUGUAGGACGCAGAUGCCAGACCCGAAGACCUUCAAGCAGCACUUUGAGAGCAAGCACCCCAAGACUCCCCUCCCCCCAGAGCUGGCCGACGUGCAGGCAUAGAGUGGUUUACAGGUGAACUCAUGACACCUUUGACUCUUCUACUGUCACAGACCUUAGGUAACAAACCUGCAACUGCUUUUUUAAAACAAACUGUUGAUCAGCAAAAAUAAAGGGGCUACAGAAACACUCAUUUUUAUGCUGUUCCCUUCGGGCUUCAUGCAAAGAGAAUUCUGUGUAAAUGUACAGUUGACUCUGAUUUGGAAAUCUGAAGAAUCAGUCCAUUCUUGUUAUAAAAUUUUUUUACAAUUGUAAUUAUAUUGAUGUUCAUAUUGUGUAAAAUAACUCAUUUAAUAAAGUAGCGCUUUGAUUUUACAACAUCACAAGAUAAACGGUUCUAGAAAUUCUGUUCUCACUUCUUAUUAUUUGCCUUAUUAUAGAAGUGAAUUGCUGAGCUAGAGUUGCAAGAGCAACCAUCUCCCUUUCUCAGCGCAGUGGCAGGUUUGUUAGACUAGAGCAGACUCAUUCAGUAAAUUGUGCGCAUGACUUAUUGGCAGCCAAUGCAGGUUAAAACGGAGCUGCUGCAGCCUGUGUGCAGUCAUGUGUCAUUCCCACUUCUGAUCAUUUCCUGUGCUUGACAUUGAAGAAUUCAAACUUGUUCAGUGGAUGGGCUCUACUUGCCAGCUGGGAGUACAUUGUAGGUAUAACAGAUACAAUCCAUAACAUUGGUAGGAUUGCCAGUGAGCCCUUCUGAAAGAUUGGCUCCCAAAGCCUAAGCCGGAAUGGAAUGGGUUUUUGGACAAGGUAUGAUGGAACAAGUGUGACCUGUAAGGACCUGUGUCUUAUAAUGGGUAUUUUGAAAAUGGUUCCAAUUCUUUAGUUUGGAAAUGAACCAUAAUUUUCGAGAGAGAUUUUAAAAGUUACUUAGUUAAUUUUAUGAAUGGAUUUUUGCAUUUAACAGAAAGAUUGGAAUGAUUUGUGCCAGGUUAAUUCCCAGAAUGUUCUUUGUCUUUUAAGGAAAACAUACUUUUAGGAACUUAACGCUGGCUCCUAAAAAUUAAAGACUGUCUAGUUUGACUUCCUGAAUUAGCAAAAUGUUACAAUGGGCCAGUGUUCACAUUUGUUCAGUUGGAUAAGGCAAAUUCUGCCUGUUAAGGAAGACUAGUCUGGUGUUCUAGUGUUCUUUUGUUGGCUGGAGUACACAUAAAUCUGCUGUUAAUAAUUUGGUUUAAGUUUAAAACUUGAUGUAAUCGGAAGUACAUUGAGAUAAAUACUGACAGCUACUUAGAGCUGCAUAUUGACCUGUGGGUGACAGGUGACUCCCCUUUUGCUGCUGUAGCCAUUGCAUUCGGUGGCAGCGUGGUAAACUCUGACCACCUGUCCUGUGCCACUCAGUUUGGAGGACUAUCUCGAGCAAGAGCCUCAGUGCCCUGUCCCCAGUGUCACUGAGUACAGUCCUGUUACUCUGUUUAAUUUCCUGCUUUUCAGACUUGGUGCCCAUUGUUUGCGAAAAUGUUGCUGACUGAAAUUAGAUUUUACAUGUUGAUCUCACGGAUGUGCUAAUAAAAUGACAUUUCUAGA